UGCCAUAGUCUCUCAUUACAAACAUACAUACUCUCUCUCUCAAUCUCAUAUAUAUAUAUAUAUAAAAAUAUAUAUAUAAAUAUAUAUUCUCUCUUAUCUUUACGACUCUAUUAAUUAAAUAUAAAUACAAAAUACUAGUUAGACUAGAUACAUACCAUCAUGACCAGUGAUGUCGGCCAUCUUCCCCAAACUCAGGGGAAAACCCUCCCAGAUUCUUGGGACUGCCGAGGUCACCCCUCCGAGCGCUCCAGAUCCGGCGGAUGGACCUCCGCCGCCAUGAUUUUAGGAGUGGAAGCAUGUGAAAGGUUAACAACGUUAGGUAUAGCGGUGAACUUGGUGACAUACUUGACUGGAACUAUGCACUUAGGCAAUGCUACCUCAGCCAACACCGUCACAAACUUCCUCGGCACCUCUUUCAUGCUCUGCUUGCUAGGCGGCUUCGUCGCCGACACCUUCCUCGGCCGCUACCUCACCAUUGCCAUCUUCUCCACCGUUCAAGCAGCCGGUGUGACAAUAUUAACGGUAUCGACCAUGAUCCCAAGCCUACAACCACCAAAAUGCACGAAGGAGAGUGAAUCGUGCAUCCCUGCAAGUGGGAUCCAGUUAACGGUUCUUUACACGGCCCUGUAUAUGACGGCACUGGGAACCGGUGGUCUGAAAUCAAGUGUUUCCGGGUUCGGGUCAGACCAAUUUGAUGAGACCGAUAAGGAAGAGAGAUCCCAAAUGACAGCCUUCUUCAACUGGUUCUUCUUCUUCAUAAGCAUGGGCUCACUCGUCGCCGUUACCGUUCUUGUAUACAUCCAAGACAACGUCGGAAGACAAUGGGGUUACGGUAUAUGCGCUUUAGCCAUUGUUUUCGGCCUCUUUGUCUUCUUGGCCGGAACUAGACGUUACCGUUUUAAGAAGCUAGUUGGAAGUCCCUUGACUCAGAUAGCCGCCGUCGUUGUCGCCGCCUGGAAGAAUCGGAGACUGGAGUCACCAUCUGACCCGUCGUUGUUCUAUAAUGUCGAUGACAUUGCUGAUGGAAAGAAGAAGAAGAAGAAGAUGAUGAUGAAGCUCCCUCAUUCAAAGCAAUUCAGUUGCUUGGACAAAGCAGCAAUCAACAGGCCAGAACUAACCCCAAACAAGAUAAACAAGUGGAACCUUGCAACACUAACCGAUGUGGAGGAAGUAAAAUUGUUGAUUCGAAUGCUGCCAAUUUGGGCCACCACCAUAAUGUUUUGGACAGUGUACGCCCAAAUGUCAACUUUCUCAGUAUCCCAAGCAACCACCAUGGACUGCCACAUUACCAAGUCCUUCAAAAUCCCUCCUGCCUCAAUGACAGCCUUCUUUGUUGGCAGCAUUCUCUUAACUGUCCCAGUCUAUGACCGAGUCGUAGUCCCAAUUGCCAGGAAGUUUUUAAAAAACCCUCAAGGCCUCACCCCGUUGCAACGCAUCGGGGCGGGAUUAUUCCUGUCAGUCUUAGCCAUGUUGGUUGCAGCUUUGAUCGAGGUCAAGCGCAUCCACGUGGCCAGGCUGCAUGGUCUCACAAACAAUCCUAAGGCUGAGAUUCCCAUAAGUGUAUUCUGGUUGGUCCCACAAUUCUUCUUUGUGGGUUCUGGUGAAGCCUUAAUUUACAUCGGUCAACUUGACUUUUUUCUUAGGGAGUGUCCUAAAGGAAUGAAGACUAUGAGCACUGGACUGUUUUUGAGUACAUUGGCAUUAGGGUGUUUCUUUAGCUCUCUAUUAGUGUCUAUAGUUCAUGUGGUGACUGGGAAGAAGAAUCCAUGGUUGGCUGAUAAUCUCAACCAAGGAAAGCUCUAUGAUUUUUAUUGGUUGUUGGCUAUUUUGAGUGCUUUGAAUAUGAUUAUUUUUUUGGUGUGUACUCAGUGGUACGUGUACAAGGAAAAGAGGCUUGCCGAUGCGGGUAUGGGAUUGGAUGAUGUUGAAGAUGUCGUUUGUCAUUAGUUAAAAAUAAUAUUAAUCCAAAGUGAAAAAAGAAAUUGAAGAUCAAAAUUAGAUCAUGAUCACAUUCUAUUGGUGAUUAUAUAAUUGAAGAAAGAAGAAGAAGAUGAUGAUGAUGUCAUAUUCAUCAGUACUGUUAAUUAGAAUUUUUUUCUUUUUUUGAAAUAUCAAGUUUGUAAUAUAAGCCUGCUUACUUGUAUGUAUAACAAAAAAUGUUGCAAAAGGUAAUAAAAGUUUCAAAUUUUUGGCA
Messenger RNA from Cannabis sativa, 2194 nucleotides. RefSeq names its product protein NRT1/ PTR FAMILY 6.3. Bases 160 to 1947 code for a protein of 595 amino acids. Gene Ontology annotation, biological process: transmembrane transport; oligopeptide transport; response to nitrate. NCBI's taxonomy places the organism in Eukaryota, Viridiplantae, Streptophyta, Magnoliopsida, Rosales, Cannabaceae. The transcript has 4 exons. Gene Ontology annotation, cellular component: membrane. The record is from RefSeq and is a predicted model, not a curated record. Gene Ontology annotation, molecular function: nitrate transmembrane transporter activity.